AUGGCUGUUAUUGAUGAAGUUCCUGGCAUCAAGGUCACGGUACAGGUAAAUGGCGAGGAUGCUACUGAGUAUAUCGACCCUCAUGCAUCAGAGUCAGAUAUUGAUGGUGAUCCUGGAUGUCCCGUCGUUUCGAGAUACAUUGAGUCCAUUGACGAUGUAGAGUUCUCGAUCACCGUAGCCAUAGACGACGAUACAUAUGGCUGGAAUGAUGUCGAACAUGAUCAUCUUGCUGCUGUUGUAGAUGUCGAUAAGCAACAGAUUCUUCGACGAGUUAUUAGACCAGGGUACAAAGCUCGGGUAGUGACUGGAGUCAAGUCAUACUCGAAGGGAUCUAACCAGUGGUAUCGCAAACCACUUAAGUUUUCUGCAAUAAGCAUAGUUGAGGACCAAAGCCCAAAGAAAUCCAACCAAGACAUGGAGAUGGUUAAAAAUGCUGGCCUCAUCCAAAUCGCGUUUGAACGCAAGAUGAGAGGCAACAAAACCAUUCCGUUGUCGCGUUCCUUUAAGGGCACCGGCACACUUGAAGUUGCAGAAAAGACACUCAAGAAAAGGUUCAUUUCCCAUUCGACGUCCCUUGGCGAGACAGAAGUAAUCAAGGAACCUAUAUGGUUUUCUUGCCCAAGAAUACCCACGGAUCAUGGUCCAAUCGCAGUUUUCCGCUUCAUGUAUAAAUCUCGAGAGUGUUUAGAAGAGGAACUCAUAAUUCCGCGAUCACUCGACUCCAAUGCUAAGCUUGAGACUGGGCCAACCCGUUCCGCUACCUACCUAUCUAUCAGAGAUCUAUCUAUGGCCGAGGUUCUGCGCCUUGCUCAAGAGAGACUUGAUCAGAUGAAUGGGAUCGAGGCGAACAAAUAUAAAUGUAGAUCUAUGAAGCGAGAAGCGGAUGAAGUUAUAGACAUCGAUCAAGAGGCGAGCAAGGGCCGAGCUGCGAAGCGCUCUACAGUGACGGUCGAUCUAACCGAAGAUUGA
Xylaria bambusicola is the source of this 969-nucleotide messenger RNA. RefSeq lists its product as uncharacterized. The record is from RefSeq and is a predicted model, not a curated record. The transcript is spliced from 6 exons. Bases 1 to 969 code for a protein of 322 amino acids. Lineage: Eukaryota; Fungi; Ascomycota; Sordariomycetes; Xylariales; Xylariaceae.